AUGUACCACGACAGAUCCGUCUACAUCGUCCAAGAACCCGAGCAACCUUCUCCAAUGUCGGCACACUUCGAUGUAGACCUGUGCCAACUGCUACAGACUAUGAACUUAAGUGAGAAGCAACAGUCGGCAGGCGCCUACGGAGUCUCAAGUAUUCCCGUAAAGCACACCGAAGACCAAUUGAUGGACUCGGAUCCCCACUACCACUCGGACGCGAGAUCGGAUUGCUCGGAAUCAAGUGCAAAUACAGGGCCCGCCGAAACCUAUUACGGGUGUGCCUACCUCCAGGCUAUUCAGUCGCAGAUCGACAACUACCCAACCACCGGAGGAGAAUACGUCGAGGCUAUAUUCACCCAUCGCGAGAUCUUCGCAGCGCACCCGGUGGCCCAUCGCGAUUGCGCGAGAGGGUUUAGUGAUAUUGCGUCUGUGCUGGAGAAGAGGGCUUGGAGGGCGGAUCGCGAGGCUGAUGUUGAAGCUGUGUCUGCGUUCAGACAUGAAGCGUGGAUGGUUGCGAAUUCAUUGUGA
Coprinopsis cinerea okayama7#130 is the source of this 522-nucleotide messenger RNA. RefSeq lists its product as hypothetical. The transcript has 4 exons. NCBI's taxonomy places the organism in Eukaryota, Fungi, Basidiomycota, Agaricomycetes, Agaricales, Psathyrellaceae. The coding region runs from base 1 to 522 and encodes 173 amino acids. The record is from RefSeq and is a predicted model, not a curated record.